UUCUGUCUGGUGAGCGCAGUUCGUGCAGCUGGCAAGGGAGGGGGCGCCCGCGCCGCCAUAUUCCCUCCCGCCGGCCGGCACCGCGGCGCGCAGCCACCAUGAGCACCGCCGCCUUCCACAUCUCCAGCCUCCUAGAGAAGAUGACGUCCAGCGACAAGGACUUCAGGUUCAUGGCCACCAGCGACCUGAUGUCAGAGUUGCAGAAGGACUCCAUUCAGCUGGACGAGGACAGUGAGCGCAAGGUAGUGAAGAUGCUGCUCCGGCUCCUGGAGGACAAGAACGGUGAGGUGCAGAACCUGGCUGUCAAGUGCCUGGGUCCUCUGGUGGGUAAAGUGAAGGAGUACCAGGUGGAGACCAUCGUGGACACCCUGUGUGCCAACAUGCGGUCGGACAAGGAGCAGCUACGAGACAUCGCUGGCAUUGGCCUCAAGACUGUCCUCUCGGAGCUCCCACCUGCAGCCACAGGCUCCGGGCUGGCCACCAACGUGUGCAGGAAGAUCACAGGCCAGCUCACCAGUGCCAUUGCCCAGCAGGAGGAUGUGGCUGUGCAGCUGGAAGCCCUGGACAUCCUCUCUGACAUGCUGAGCAGGCUGGGUGUCCCUCUGGGCGCCUUCCAUGCCAGCCUCCUGCACUGCCUGCUGCCACAGCUGAGCAGCCCGCGCCUGGCGGUGCGCAAGCGGGCGGUCGGGGCGCUUGGCCACCUGGCGGCCACCUGCAGCACUGACCUCUUCGUCGAGCUCGCUGACCACCUACUGGAGCAGCUGCCCGGCCCGCGGGCACCCACCAGCCCGGCUACCAUUCACACCCUGAUUCAAUGUUUGGGCAGCGUCGGCCGCCAGGCCGGCCACCGCCUUGGGGCUCACCUGGACCGCCUGGUGCCCCUGGUAGAGGAUUUCUGCAACCUGGAUGAUGAUGAGCUCCGGGAGUCCUGCCUCCAGGCCUUUGAGGCCUUCUUGAGGAAGUGCCCCAAGGAAAUGGGCCCUCACGUGCCCAACGUAACCAGCCUCUGCCUCCAGUACGUAAAACACGACCCCAACUACAACUACGACAGUGAUGAGGAUGAGGAGCAGAUGGAGACAGAGGAUAGUGAAUUCAGUGAGCAAGAAAGUGAGGACGAGUACAGCGAUGACGAUGACAUGAGCUGGAAGGUGCGCCGGGCAGCGGCCAAGUGCAUCACGGCCUUGAUCGGCUCACGGCCUGACCUGCUGCCCGAUUUCCACUGCACCCUGGCACCUGUGCUCAUCCGCCGCUUCAAAGAACGCGAGGAGAAUGUCAAGGCCGACAUCUUCACUGCUUAUAUCGUGCUGCUGCGGCAAACACGGCCCCCAAAGGGAUGGCUGGAGGCCAUGGAGGAACCCACCCAGACCAGCAGCAACCUCCACAUGCUACGUGGACAGGUGCCCCUUGUGGUUAAGGCUCUGCAGCGGCAGCUUAAAGAUCGGAGCAUCAGAGCGCGCCAGGGCUGCUUUAACCUCCUCACCGAGCUGGCGGGCGUCCUCCCCGGCAGCCUGGCCGAGCACAUGCCUGUGCUGGUAUCAGGCAUCGUCUUCUCACUGGCCGACCGCUCCAGCUCCUCCACCAUCCGGAUGGACGCCCUGGCCUUCCUGCAGGGGCUGCUGGACACCGAGCCAGCUGAGGCCUUCCACCCACACCUGCCCACUCUCCUGCCACCUGUGAUAGCCUGCGUGGCCGACCCUUUCUACAAGAUUGCAGCUGAGGCACUGCUGGUGCUACAGGAGCUGGUGCGGGCCCUGUGGCCACUGGACAGGCCUCGGACACUGGAUCCUAAGCCAUAUAUUGGAGAGAUGUCUGCGGCCACCCUGGCACGACUCCGUGCCACUGAUCUGGACCAGGAGGUGAAGGAGCGGGCCAUUUCCUGCAUGGGCCAUCUUGUAGGCCACCUGGGUGACUGGCUUGGAGAUGACCUGGAGCCCACAUUACUGCUCCUCCUGGACCGCCUGCGGAAUGAGAUCACCCGGCUGCCCGCCGUCAAGGCGCUGACGCUGGUGGCUGUAUCCCCACUGCGGCUUGACCUGAAGCCCAUCCUGGCUGAGGCACUGCCCAUUCUGGCCUCAUUCCUGCGUAAGAACCAGCGGGCUUUGCGGCUGGCCACGCUGGCAGCCCUGGAUGCCCUGGCCCAGAGCCAGGGCCUCAGUCUCCCACCAUCUGCCAUGCAGGCCGUGCUGGCUGAGCUGCCUGCCCUGGUCAAUGAGAGUGACAUGCAUGUGGCCCAGCUGGCUGUGGACUUCCUUGCCACAGUGACCCAGGCCCAGCCGGCCUCUUUGGUGGAGGUCAGUGGUCCUGUGCUCUCAGAGCUGCUGCAGCUGCUGCGUUCACCCCUGUUGCCAGCUGGGGUACUGGCAGCCGCUGAAGGUUUCCUGCAGGCCCUGGUGGGGACCCGUCCCCCGUGUGUGGACUAUGCCAAACUCAUCAGCCUGCUCACUGCGCCUGUUUAUGACCAGGCUGUGGAUGGUGGGCCGGGCCUGCACAAGCAGGUAUUCCACUCACUGGCCCGGUGUGUGGCAGCCCUCUCAGCUGCCUGUCCCCAAGAGGCGGCAAGCACAGCCAACCGCCUGGUCUGUGAUGCCAGAUCGCCCCACUCCAGCACGGGGGUUAAGGUCCUGGCUUUCCUGUCACUGGCUGAGGUGGGUCAGGUGGCUGGGCCAGGCCCCCAGCGGGAGCUGAAGGCAGUGCUCCUAGAAGCCUUGGGGUCACCCAGUGAGGACGUGAGGGCUGCAGCCUCCUAUGCACUGGGCCGCGUGGGUGCUGGCAGUCUGCCUGACUUCCUGCCCUUCCUGCUGGAGCAGAUUGAGGCUGAGCCCCGACGACAGUACCUGCUGCUGCACUCACUCAGGGAGGCCCUGGGGGCCGCCCAGCCUGACAGCCUGAAGCCCUAUGCCGAGGACAUAUGGGCCCUGCUGUUCCAGCGCUGCGAGGGUGCUGAGGAAGGCACCCGGGGGGUGGUGGCCGAGUGCAUCGGGAAGCUGGUCCUUGUGAACCCACCGUUCCUUCUGCCCCGCUUCCGGAAGAAGCUUGCUGCAGGUCGGCCCCACACCCGGAGCACUGUCAUCACAGCUGUCAAGUUCCUUAUCUCAGACCAGCCCCAUCCCAUUGACCCCCUGCUGAAGAGCUUCAUUGGAGAGUUCAUGGAGAGCCUGCAGGACCCAGACCUGAAUGUGCGCCGUGCAACUCUGGCUUUCUUCAACUCGGCCGUGCACAACAAGCCCUCGCUAGUCCGGGACCUGCUGGAUGACAUCCUGCCCCUCCUCUACCAGGAGACAAAGAUCCGCCGGGACCUCAUCCGAGAGGUGGAGAUGGGGCCCUUUAAACAUACAGUGGACGAUGGGCUGGAUGUGCGGAAGGCAGCCUUUGAGUGCAUGUACUCACUGCUUGAGAGCUGCCUGGGCCAGCUGGAUAUCUGUGAGUUCCUCAACCAUGUGGAAGACGGGCUGAAGGAUCACUACGACAUUCGGAUGCUGACCUUCAUUAUGCUUGCCCGGCUGGCCACCCUGUGUCCUGCACCUGUCCUACAGAGGGUGGACCGACUAAUUGAGCCACUUAGGGCCACCUGCACUGCCAAGGUCAAAGCUGGUUCUGUGAAACAGGAGUUUGAAAAGCAAGAUGAACUGAAGCGCUCUGCAAUGAGGGCAGUGGCUGCCCUGCUGACCAUCCCUGAGGUGGGGAAAAGCCCCAUCAUGGCCGACUUCUCUUCCCAAAUCAGAUCCAACCCUGAACUUGAUGCCCUCUUUGAAAGCAUCCAGAAGGAUUCCGCUUCAGCCCCCAGCACAGACUCAAUGGAGCUCAGCUAGUCUCCCCAGCACCCAGGUGGGCCCUCAUUCAAGAGAAAGGAGCCCACCCAACCAUGAGGCCUCUACUUUUGCCCUUCCACCACCUCACUGGGGGCCCUGCCGCUCCCUGUCAGGGCUUACAGUGCCUUCUCCAGGGACCCAACUCCAAGGCCCUGAGGUCGAGCUGCAAGGCUGCCAACAGUUGGGCCCCAUCCUUAACUCAGGACAGUCAUCCAAAGAAACAGGUUGUUUUCCAGUGACUUCACACUACCCCUCCACAGUCUGGUUCCUUCAGAGGGUGUCUCUACCUCACAAACUAGUAGUAUUUAGAAAUAGGCUGUGCUGUCAGCUGUGAAUGUUAAGGAGGCAGCAGACACCACUUUGGUUUCUUCACUGUACUCGGCAAGGCCUCUAAGUUAGUGCUCAGGCUGGGCAUCUCAAAAAGAAAACUUGAGUUGCGUUUUAAAAUUCAAAAUGGUUCAUUUCUAAGUGGCAGUGCUGAAUCCGAAAUUUGGAUGGCAUGGGUUUCUUUUUCCCAGGAAGGAUGAAUGGGUUGGGUGGGGAACUGGACAGGUUUGGACCUCGUUUCAUUUCUAACUUCACAUGCCAACAACACCCGGGCAAACCAGUUGGUUUGUUUCUGAGGAAGGUUUCAAAUGUGUCUAGUGUUAGUAGAGGGCAAAGAAAUACAAGUGGCAGGCCUAAGUAUUUUCCGUGAUAUCCCAGGUUAAUAAAGAUUAGAUCCUAAGUUA
This is a messenger RNA of Callithrix jacchus (white-tufted-ear marmoset), 4540 nucleotides long. RefSeq names its product cullin associated and neddylation dissociated 2 (putative) (gene CAND2). The record is from RefSeq and is a predicted model, not a curated record. NCBI's taxonomy places the organism in Eukaryota, Metazoa, Chordata, Mammalia, Primates, Cebidae. Gene Ontology annotation, biological process: SCF complex assembly.